Molecule: messenger RNA, 2232 nt
Organism: Botrytis cinerea B05.10
Lineage: Eukaryota; Fungi; Ascomycota; Leotiomycetes; Helotiales; Sclerotiniaceae
Gene: Bcdsc3
Product: Bcdsc3
Exons: 1
Coding region: 275-1144 (289 amino acids)
Biological process (GO): protein processing
Cellular component (GO): endoplasmic reticulum; Dsc E3 ubiquitin ligase complex
Source: RefSeq, a predicted model, not a curated record
GGGCGGGAUGCGAGUCGGGGCGAAGGACAAGGACAAGGACAAGGAGAAGGAGAAGGAGCAGAGUAUUGAAGUCCUCCAUCUGAAAUCACAAACAUCAUCAAACCUACCAACCUACCAACCUACCAACCCAGGAAUCCUGCAACACCGCCCAUCGCCUGCCCUUGCAUCCAUACAAUGAUUCUAGAUUGACAACAAGACUGCUUGGCCUCGAGCUUGAGAUAGAACUUCACUGAAACCCCGCCCACCCUCGCCGUUCUCAACCCUUCACUCAACAAUGUCUUCAAAACUAAGCUCUGCGGCUUCACCACUAUCAAAGCCAUUGCAUGUUACCAUUCGAUUCGCAGAUUCAAUCCCGGAUCUGCUUUUGGACAUCCCCACUCAGACCAAUAUUACCGGCGUAGGAUUAAAACAUUUGGUCCGUUCAAAGCUUGAACCUCCAGCAUCACAACGUCGAUUUCGAUUUAUACACGCGGGAAAGUUUAUACGAGAUGAUGAUUUUCUGACAGCUAUACUCAAAGUUCCAACACCUCCACCCCGGGCUAUCGAUGUGAAAGGAAAAGGAAAAGAUGUAGAACUGCCACCUCCCAGGGUAUACAUCAACUGCUCAAUCAGUGAUGAUGAUCUAAGUCCUUCCGAGCUCGAAGCAGAAAUGUUAGCAGCUACUUCCGCACUCAACAAGGCAAGGAAGGAAAAAUUACCAGAUGGAGCUUCUGCGAGUCUCGGCAUAGCAACUUCAAGCACAACGGUUGCACCGCGUGGCUUCAACCGAUUCCUCUCCGCUGGCUUUUCCCCAGCUGAAGUGAACCAACUGCGACUUCAAUUCCAAUCAAUUCAAGCAAGCAUACAUACACCAGAUACCAUGCCGUCUCCUGAUACCCUGUUGCGGAUGGAAGAUUCUUGGAUAGAUAAUAAUGCAGGAAAUGGCGCAGGUGCAGUUGAGGGGGGCUUUGAUUUUGGAGACGAUGGCAUGGGUAGUGGAUUUGAUGACUUGUUAUGGGGCAACAUUAUGGGAUUUAUAUGGCCCCUUGGGUGUGUUGUAUGGAUAUUAAGAGAGCCCGGGAUACUGUCUUCAAGAAGACAAAUUGCUGUUUUCACGGGCUUCCUCUUGAGUAUUACAUUUGGGUUUCUAAAAGUUCUCUCAUGACACACUAAGAUUAUUGAGCUAGUUUCUGAAAUUGCCGGGGGAGCUUUCAUAUUGUAUCUUAACAUUUGUUGAUGCAGGAGCGCCAGGGUCUGAGUGUAGGUUUAAUGGAGUAGUGGAGGCGUUUUGAAAGAGAUGGCGAUGCUAUUUCGCCUCGAUUGUAAAAGCAGGUGCUUGCAUAUUAUGUUCCUUGCUCUGGAGGAAGAAGGGAAUCAAUGAGCUCCCGAUGGAGUGAUUGGGGCGUUUCAGGAGAAAUGAUGACAGCGACGGAAGUUCUACACGAUACCCGGCCCUCUAAAUCUUACUAACAUAGCAUUGGAGGUUAUUGGCUUGUCAUUUUCCCCAAUUCGGACUAUUUUUGCUCAACGGGCGAGGAACUGUCAAGUUGACGUACAUAUUUAAGAUCAUCAGUGCAUUCAAAUGACGCCAAACGGGUGGUCACAACAGCCCCCCCCUUAAGGCGGGAAUGUGUCUGGUCAUUAUUUACGAAUAUUUAGGUAAUUUUCCCAGCCAUUCAACUUAAUCAAAUGCACAGAAAGUUCCUCGGGGACUUUGCGUAAGCCGCCUGUCCUUUUUAUCCAAGCUGAGUAUAGUAACACGGUUUCUUUACCCGCUGUACUAAGCAGACAAUAUCACCUUUUUGCAUUGGAUGCGUUGAGCGAGCGUUGAAUUUCUCUUUUCCUCUUCAACACUUCCAUUUCUUUGCAUUAUCAUUCAAGCCCACCGCAUUCAAUGCGAGGUAUAUUAUGGCAACACCACAGCGCCAAUAUUUGAUCGCCGACCAUACAUGAUGGCUAGUUACCUUUCGCCUACCUUCGGCUACUUGCAUGUUUUGCAGCACCUGGGCGGAAUCUGGUUCAUCCGUCCAAGCAAAACGGGCCCGGCACUUUGGGACGAGUCAUAGAUAGCCAGGAAUCAUCACUGUCGUCAAACCCAAACUGUUGGAGGUUUCUUUGACUAUCGGAACAAGCUGCAAUAUGUACUGGUAUGCAAGACACGAAAGUUGUGGUAUUACAACGUUUUGCGGUGGGGAGAUGACCAGUCGACCGAGAUUAUAUUGCAUUUAUAAUAUAAACACUUUACCUUUACUC